AUGCCUCGCCGAAAGUUCAUCGACAAGAAGACAGCGACCAACUUCCGCCUCGUCCACCGCGCCCAAAAUGACCCCCGAAUUCACGAUGAAGAUGCCCCUCAGAUGGUCUUCGCCGAGACCAGUGCACCAAACCAGCGCGAGGACUCUGAGGCGGCGGGCAGUUCACGUGCUUCACAGUACUCGGCCGCCACAGGAAGGAGCAAGAUCAAGUCGCGGCGAGAGUUAGAAAGCGAAUAUGGAGCACAAGUGCGAAAGAACGAGGGGGAAGCCGCCAACUAUGGCGUCUACUAUGACGACACCGAGUACGAUUACAUGCAGCAUAUGCGGGACUUGGGUACGGGCGGGGGAGAGGCCUACUUUGUCGAAGCGCCGAGCGAGAAGAAGAAGGGCAAAAACAAAGUGGACCUCGCAGAUAUGCUGCGGGAUACAUCGCUGCAAGACAGGCAGAGUAACGCAGAUCUCAGUGUCAGCAGCAAUAUCAGCAGUGUCAGCGACUUGUUUGGAGAAGACAUGGCCCCAUCAGAGUUCGUACGAAAGACUACAUACCAGGACCAACAGAACGUGCCAGACGCCAUCGCGGGCUUCCAACCAGACAUGGAUCCCCGUCUACGCGAAGUCCUUGAGGCGUUGGAGGACGAAGCCUACGUCGACGAUGAAGACGACAUCUUCGCUGAACUCGCAGCAGACGGCUACGAGGUCGAUCAACGUGAGUGGGGAUAUGAUGGAUUCGAGGGAGAGGACCAGCGAGACACAAUGGAUCGCUUCCUCGACGAUGAUGACGCCGGCUGGGAAUCAGACGACACUGUCAAAGCUUCCUCACCCAAUCCCAAGAAGCCCACACCCGCACAGCCAACAGAUCCUUCAUUCCUGCCCGCCCCUGAUGAGGCCCCAGCGCCCGCUCAGGCAGGAGAUCUCGCAUACCUCGACGAAUUCAAGAAGUUUAAGAACGAUGUCAAAGCAGCCAAGGCACCUCGCCCAACUGCACCCUCAGACAUGCAGUCCUCGAUCAUGACCGGUGCAUCUGCCCUAACAGCAGGCGGCCGGAAGAAGAAGCGCAAGGGUGCCAUGACCUCGACCUCUGGCUACUCCAUGUCAUCUUCUGCACUGCAUCGUACAGAGGGUCUCACACUACUUGACCAACGCUUCGAUAAGAUUGAAGAAGAGUAUGCUGAUAAUGGCGACUUUGACUUCCCAGAUGAUAGCUCCAUGAUCUCAGGUAUGAGUAAAAUGUCCGGCCUCAGCAAGAUGUCUGGCAUGACGGGUAUGAGCCAAUGGAGUAGCAGCGAGGCACCACCAUUACGAAGCGACUUUGAUAGCAUCAUGGACGAUUUUCUAGGCAACCACCAUGUCCAGGGUAAGAGAAGGGUGAAGAAGGGGAAGCAGCUGAGCCCAAUGGAGCAAUUGGAUGAGGUGAGGAACGGGCUGGGACCUGCGAGGGUUAGUGCACGGACAAAGGCGCAGCAAGCUGCUUAG
This is a messenger RNA of Plenodomus lingam JN3, 1473 nucleotides long. RefSeq lists its product as uncharacterized. Gene Ontology annotation, cellular component: preribosome, small subunit precursor; cytosol; nucleus. Gene Ontology annotation, biological process: ribosomal small subunit biogenesis; ribosomal small subunit export from nucleus. NCBI's taxonomy places the organism in Eukaryota, Fungi, Ascomycota, Dothideomycetes, Pleosporales, Leptosphaeriaceae. The record is from RefSeq and is a predicted model, not a curated record.